Etheostoma spectabile (orangethroat darter) is the source of this 6562-nucleotide messenger RNA. Its product is annotated as collagen alpha-1(XVIII) chain. Gene Ontology annotation, cellular component: extracellular matrix. Lineage: Eukaryota; Metazoa; Chordata; Actinopteri; Perciformes; Percidae. The transcript is spliced from 43 exons. The record is from RefSeq and is a predicted model, not a curated record. The coding region runs from base 225 to 4661 and encodes 1478 amino acids.
AAGUGCUUUUUAUGAGUUUGCAUGCACUGAGAGCUCUAGAGGGAGGGUCCAGUGCGAGCAGAGUUUUUAUGUCUGGGUUUUCAUUCACUGGAUGCUCAGUGGCCCUUGAACAGCUUGGAAUUAACUGCUGACCGGCUGGCUAACAGGUGGCGCUUCGGGGGAACAGUGAGAGCACUGUGUGGAGUGCGGAGACAUUUGGAGGACUGUAGCCGGACCCAGCAGCAAUGUCGAGGAGGAUCCAGACGGGGUUGCUUAUCCUGGUUCUCUUUGCCGGGAGCCUGGACGCCUGGCUGUGGUACACAGCGCCAAAGGCCACCACGGAGGCCCCGGCCGAAGAGACGCCGCCGCCAGGAACGACGCCCGCCGCGACUGCUGACAGCACGCGGAAGAAGGAAGAGGAGGAGGACGACAACUUGUCAGGGGUCGGGGAAGAAAUCCUCAACGUUGCCACAGGAAUCCGUAAGUUUGUCGAGGCGUGGGACGCGACCCCGACCGCCAGGACUACUAACGGAGGCCUGACAGAGAAGGUGGAGAGUGCUAACCCUAACACGACGGGCAUCUCUUUGCUCCAGCUAAUCGGCGACCCGCCGCCGGAUGAGAUCGGCCGGAGCUACGGGCCGGGCGGAGAAACGGCCUACGUCUUCACCCCCACGGUGGUGUCGGGCCAGCCGGCCCGGGCCCACGUCCCCAACCCCUUCCACCGCCACUUCUCUCUCCUCUUCCAUAUCAAGCCUUCCACUCCCGCCGCCGCCGUCCUCUUCUCCAUCACUGAUGGGGCCCAGAAGCUCAUGUACAUUGGCGUCAAGCUCAGCGCGGUGCGGUCCGGCCAGCAGGCGGUGCAGUUCUUCUACACCGAGCCCGACUCGGAGGCUUCGUACCAGGCGGCCAGCUUCCAGGUGCCGAGCCUGGUGGACACCUGGAGUCGCUUCUCGCUCGCCGUCUUCGAGGAGCAGGUGACGUUCUACAUGGGCUGCGACUCGGAGCCGCAGGUGGUGAAGUUUGAGCGUUCGCCGGAUCCCAUGGAGCUGGACACGGGCUCCGGGAUCUUUGUGGGUCAAGCAGGAAGAGCCGACGCCGACAAGUUUCAGGGGGAGAUUGCAGAUGUGAGAGUGGUGGGAAACCCUCGGGCGGCCGAGCGUUUGUGUGACGACGAGGACGACUCUGACGCUGCGUCUGGGGACUUUGGCAGCGGCGACGGCGACAGGAGACAAACAGGACAAACUGUGAAGACCACACCUGCUUCCCUCCGACCGGUACCUGAACCCCCCCUGAUAUCCUCACACGGAACCAGACUCAAAGAAACAGACGUCAGGUUUCAGCAGCCGUCGGUGGACAGCAGCCGGCCCGGAUCACCAGGCCCGAGAGGUCCCGGCGGCGCUAAAGGGGAGAAAGGCGACAAAGGAGCGAAAGGCUCAGUGGGGGACACGGGCCCCGCAGGGCCAAAGGGAGACUCCGGCUCCAGCACCAGUUCCUCCGGUUCGUCCUCUCAGGGCGGAGAACGCGGACUGAAGGGAGAAAAAGGUGCAAAGGGUAGUUCUGGCUUUGGAUACUCCGGCAAUAAAGGAGAUCGUGGGUCCCCGGGGCCUAUGGGGCCACCCGGUCCCCCCGGUCCUGCAGCAGAGGUAGUUCGGCUCGGGGAUGGCUCUGUGGUGCAGCAGGUGUCUGGACCCCCCGGGCCACCGGGACCACCCGGGUCGGACGGGGCCCAAGGACCUGCAGGAACCAAUGGAGAACCUGGCGAUCCAGGGGAGGAUGGAAAAGCUGGUCCCGCUGGGCCACGAGGGUUACCAGGAAAUACAGGAUCUGCUGGACUUAAGGGCCAAAAGGGGGAGGUUGGAGAGGGUCAACCCGGACCCAGAGGCCCCCCGGGUCUACCAGGACCGCCCGGACCGGGCACCGGGGACCGACCCACGUUCUUUGACAUGGAGGGCUCGGGAUUCCCAGACCUGGACAAGAUCCGGGGUACCCGUGGUCCUCCAGGCCCCCCAGGCCCCCCCGGCCCCCCUGGUGUCUCAGUGGCUCUGGGACCCAACGGCCCCGUAGCGUUUGGACCCCCUGGACCUCCAGGACUGGACGGAGCCCCCGGUCUGCCAGGCCCCCCUGGUCCUGCCGGCAGACCGGGUCAACCCGGACUCCGAGGAGAGAAGGGGGACUCUGGUGAUCUUGGUGUUCCAGGUACAGCUGGAGCAAAGCGAAACUCGCAAGACUCCAACUUUUUCACGGACUUGUUUUCUUACUUUGCUCCAUCCUCUACGGGUGCUCAGGGGGAUGUAGGACUGCCGGGUACAUCGGGGCAGAUCGGGCUGGCAGGGCUUCCAGGUCCCAUGGGACCAGUCGGGCCCCCUGGACCUCCCGGGCCCCCGGGGCCACCGUACGGCGUUGAUGGCUACGAGACGAACAACGGCUGGUCUGGACUCAGUGGCCCACCUGGACCACAGGGUCCAGCUGGUAUCCCAGGGCUGCCUGGUAGGGCAGGUUUGCCUGGUAACCAUGGGGACAAAGGAUCAGAGGGACCAAGAGGACCUCCCGGGAUACCCGGUCUCGACGGGUUCACAGGACAGCCGGGGGAAAAGGGAGACAGAGGAGAGAAAGGAGAGAGGGGUCUGCCAGGGCGAGACGGAGUGCUACCUGGACCUCCAGGGCCCCCCGGACCUCCAGGACAAGUCAUCUACCAGUCAAGCGAUUAUAAUGAUCUUUAUUGGAGCGAAGGGUUGCAGGGAGGAAGUGGUAUUCCGGGUCGAGCAGGAUUCCCGGGGCCCUCUGGACCAAAAGGAGAAAAGGGAGACUCGGGUCCUCCAGGAUAUGCACCUAAAGGGGAGAAGGGGGAGCCUGGUCUCAUCCUGGGGCCUGAUGGGAGACCCCAGUACCUCGGUGGUUUGGCAGGACGGCCGGGCGAUAGUGGACCCCCUGGCCCUGUGGGACCUCCAGGUCCUGCUGGUCCCCCCGGCCAUAAGGGAGAGAUUGGGUUUCCAGGUAGACCGGGUCGACCCGGGCUGAACGGCGCCAGAGGAGAGAAGGGAGACUCAGGUUCAGCAUCUGGUUUCCCUGGUCUUCCAGGUCCACCGGGUCCCCCUGGACCUCCUGGACCCUUUGUUCCCAGCGACAGGCUCGGAGGAUUGGAUGAUUACUCCAGAUAUUUCCAAGCUGUUAAAGGAGAGAAAGGUGAUCGUGGACUACCAGGGACACUUGAAAUCCAAGGCGCGGGGGGGUCCAUUGACAUUUACACAUUACGGAACGAGUUGAAAGGUGAAACGGGCAGCCCAGGCUACAAAGGAGAGAAAGGAGAACCAGGUGGAGGAUAUUACGACCCCCGCUACGGAGGGAGCGGAGUCGGAGCCCCAGGAGCGCCUGGGCCUCCUGGCCCAAGAGGCGACUCAGUCGUUGGCCCACCCGGCCCCCAGGGACCACCUGGUCAACCAGGGAGAGGCUACGAUGGGCAACCUGGGCCACCGGGGCCGCCUGGACCCCCAGGACCAUCCUUACCUGGAAGUUACAGGGGCACACAGACUAUCAAUAUUCCCGGACCACCGGGACCACCUGGGGUGCCUGGACUACCAGGACAGUCAUCAGGGGUGACGGUGUUUAAGUCGUAUGACAUCAUGAGAUCCAGUGCUAGGAGACAACCUGAGGGCUCUCUGGUGUACAUCAUUGAGCAAACAGAUCUCUACCUACGGGUCCGAGGUGGGAUUCGUCAAGUCCAGCUUGGCAACUACAUAUCUCUAUCCAGUGAUGAUGGUAAUGAGGUUGCAGCUGUGGAGCCCCCACCGGUCGUACCCUACUCCCCAGACCGCCACUCCAACACCGACACCUCCGCCCACGGCUCCCAAAGGCCCCCUGACAGUCCGGUUCACCCGGGCUCUGGGGACCAGUCCCACCUGGACCCUCGAUACCCAAACCAACCUGAUCCCCGAUACCAACCUGACACGCGGUACCAGCCCGAUCCUCGGUUCCCACCACCCACAGAUCCCAGGUUUCCGAGCUACUCCGAACGGAUAAAUCAACCAGACGGUAGGUAUUCUGUCCACACGGCCCAGGAACACCCUGCGUACCCGGACACUCGCUACCCGGUCACCCCUCAGCGAAGACCACCACCUCCCGUGGCCCAGACUCCAGUCCACCAUCACACCUCAGGUCCUGGGCUCCACCUGAUCGCGCUGAACGUCCCUCAGACGGGCGGGAUGCGGGGCAUCCGCGGCGCAGACUACCAGUGCUUCACUCAGGCCCAGGCCAUCGGGAUGAAGGGAACCUUCCGGGCCUUCCUGUCCGCCAAACUCCAGGAUCUCCACAGCAUCGUCCGCAGGGCCGACAGGGACCGUUUUCCAAUAGUCAACCUGAAGGACGAGGUACUGUUCGACAGCUGGGAAGCCAUCUUCAACGGUGGCAGGAUGAAGGACAACGUGCCGAUCUACUCCUUUGAUGGCAAAGACGUUCUCAGGGACAACACAUGGCCAGAUAAGAUGACGUGGCACGGGUCGACCGGCGGCGGGCAGGCGCAUGCUGACAGCUACUGCGAGAUGUGGCGCGUGGGCGAGCGGGCGCUGAGCGGCAUGGCGUCGUCGCUGCAGAGCGGCAGCCUGCUCCAGCAGAGCUCCAGCAGCUGCUCCAACUCCUACGUCGUGCUGUGCAUCGAGAACAGCUACGUGGACCACGCCAAGAGAUAGAGACACACACACACACACGCUUUUCCAUCUAUUGUAAAUAAGGUUUUUUUUCUUAGAAUAAUUUGUUUGUUUGUUAGCCUCUCCUAUAGCGAAUGGUGCUACACGGGAUUAUACCAUGUUAGGGCUGCACGAUUGAGAUCACAAUUAUUUGUUCAUUUUAACCAACAUUUAUUUACUGUAACAUAGGCUAUUUAUAACUGCUUUCACAUCCAUAUUUUGCUACAUACGUUGAAGAUGUAUGCCCGUUAUCUACCAAACGAAAUAUCAACGAGGAUUUUUGUAACUCAUUACAGUGCAACUUACAUGUCUGCGCUGCAAUAACGUUACCUGCUGUGCAACGUGUUAACUGGAUUAACGAGGCUAAAAUGCAAAAACAAAAAAAUAACUAUGUCAGAGGCAUGGACCGCCGCAGGGGAGAUCCAAACAAGGGCACGGCUUUCCAGAAGAAAUAGGUCAUCUAAAUAAACAAAACCCGGAGCAUUCUACAAACGUGAUGACGCAUUUAAAAUAGCUUGAUCACGCAAAUUCAGUUAAUUGUGCAGUCCUCCAUUGUCUGCAUGACAAUCCCAUUUUGCUGGAAAGUCGCAACAAAUCUCUCCGCCGUGUCAUGUUGUAAACUCAGAUGCAUUCUGAUUGGCUGUCAGUGUUUCUGUCGUUCAAAUGUCGUUGCCGUUAUAGUUGCGGUGUGGACUCUGCCGUCCACUUGAGUUCUAGCGAUUUUUGAAAACUAUUUGUUUAUAGUCGUUGUUUGUGUGGACGGCCCGUAACACCCGCCAGCAGAGUUGUUGUUUGGGACUAAUCAGCUAAUAGUCGCUACAGAUAUUAAGUUAGCAUGCUUGGUGCUAGCUGGUAAAGUGUUGGGAUUUAGAAACAAUGACUACGUUUACAUGCACUUAACAUUCUGUAAUUUGCCCUUAUUCCAACUAAAUUUGUAUGACUAAUAAAGUUAAUCUUUCACUAAAUAUUAAGCGAGAACGCUGUGAACCCUCUGUGACAAAUAUGCAUCGUCAACUUCUGUUUUUGCUGCUGACACACAUUAUGGGAAGGGUCCUUCAACCGAACCAAAACGGCUUUUCAUACUUCUAAAUAGUUUGUCGACUUUGAAUGAAGCGCAUAUUAUGUUUCAAAUUUCUGUUUGGUGCAGUGAGCAAACGCAAUUUCUCGGAUGUUUAAAAAAGGAUCUUCCUCUUUAACAGAAAGGUCGACCUCCUUAGAAAUCCAUCCCAUAAUGCUGUCUGCCACGUAGAACAUUAAUCUGAGCCCGUCAGCGGCAAAGCAAACACCUGUGGACGUAAACUGAAGCCUGAUGACUUGUGUUGUUAGCACGUAGAAAUAAUGUCUGUCCUGCCUAGGAAGUCUUUUUCUCAUCUUCCUGCAUGUAACCAAAAAACUCCUUAACAUUCCAAAUGUACAACUUCAGUACCUGUAAAGCAGUGUUGUGUAUGAAAUGUGUUUUUUUUUUUAAAACUUGUUUUACUUUACACUGAUGUAAUCUGUAACCUACGGCACUUAACUUUUUUUUCUACUUUCGUACAUGUUUUCAAAUCGUAUUUUUAGCAGUAACAAAGGAAUAUUUAUUUUGUAUAAACCGUGCAUUUUCUAGAAUGUAUGAUAUGAAUGCUUUCACAAAGAAUAACAUUUCCACAUCAGAUAUGCGUAAUGCUUGUUGAUGUUCCGUUCCCCUCAACAUGUUUGUGGGUAAGCGAACCCAUUUCUGUACAGAUGUCUGGAUAGGAUUCUGUAAGUCUGUGUCUAUGCACUGUAGCUGAAACGGAGGAUUAGGGACAUUUCAUGUGCCGUAACAAAUGCAGUAUGAUUUGUAUUAUCUGUUUAUCGCCUUGUGUGAGCUCCAUUUUUGAAAUGUUGCAUCUCCUUGAAUAAACCUGUGUGGAACCUUGUCA